AUGGCUCUGCAACAAUUAGAAGCGGCUAGGCUGAGUUUUGAAGCCAGUCAAAGAGAACAUGAGGAAGCCUUAAGGCAACUAUCUGAGAAUGACACGUCUGUAGAAGCUCAAAGGAUUCGGGAAUGGACCUUAGAAAACUUUCUACAACACUGUCCACCUACUUUUAAUGGGAGGACAAGUCCGGACGAGGCUGAUCUAUGGAUAAGAAAUAUGGAAAAGAUUUUUUAUGCGAAAAAUUGUUCAUCAGAAACUAGGUUGACAUACUCCGAGUAUCAGCUUGUAAGAUAUGCAAAAGAGGUGGAGUUCUUGCAGCUCGUGCAAGGUAACAAGUCGAUAGCUGAGUAUGCAGACAAGUUCAAACAGUUGAGACAUUUCUACACCCAACCAGCAAAUGAAGAAUGGAGGUGUAGGAAAUUUAAAAAUGGAUUUAGAACAGACAUACAACUAGUCGUGAACCCUUUAGCUAUUAAAGAGUUUUCUGCUUUAGUUGAACAUGCCAAAGUUGCGGAAAGAGGACCUCAUCUGAAGAGCGUCUGUCCACAAGUUACUGUGCGCAACAAAUGUUUUCUUUGCGGAGCAGAAGGGCAUUUUGCUAGAGAUUGUCCCUCUAACAAAAGAGAAACAACUCAACCUCAACAACCACCUCAACAGGGAAGGACUGACAAUAGGCCACAAGCGAUUGGAAGAGUCUAUGCUUUAACGGGGGCAGAAGCUGCCAAAUCAGGUACCCUCAUCAUUGGAUGUUGUAUUAUAGCUGGUAGAGACUUGAAUGUGUUGUUUGAUUCUGGAGUGACACACUCCUUUUUGUCUGAAACUCUUAUUCAAGAGUUGAAUCUACCCGUGAAAGAGCUGCAGUAUGAUCUUAUAGUGUCUACACUGGCCUCCAAAUUGAUAAAAACAUCGAGGAUGUGUCCUCAAUGUCCAAUAGUUGUAGAAGGACGUAGGUUCAAAGUACAUCUUAUAUCUUUACCUCUACAAGGUUUAGAUGUAAUCUUAGGAAUUGAUUGGUUAUCUGCUAAUCGUAUCCUUAUAGACUGUAACAAGAAGGAGUUGAUUUUCCCUAAUCCUGAAAAAUCGGAGUUGUUGUCAUUACAACAAGUGUUAAAAGAAGUAAAAGAAGGAUCUUCGUGUUUCAUUAUCUUGACUCAUCUGGAAGUUGAGAAAAAUGAACAAAAUCUUGAUAUUCCCAUAGUUAAUGAGUUUAGUGAUGUGUUUCCAGAAGAAGUACCAGGAUUGCCACCUCAAUGA
Molecule: messenger RNA, 1248 nt
Organism: Vigna angularis (adzuki bean)
Lineage: Eukaryota; Viridiplantae; Streptophyta; Magnoliopsida; Fabales; Fabaceae
Exons: 3
Coding region: 1-1248 (415 amino acids)
Molecular function (GO): zinc ion binding; nucleic acid binding
Source: RefSeq, a predicted model, not a curated record